This is a messenger RNA of Peromyscus californicus insignis, 571 nucleotides long. RefSeq names its product 60S ribosomal protein L18-like. Bases 29 to 571 code for a protein of 180 amino acids. The record is from RefSeq and is a predicted model, not a curated record. Gene Ontology annotation, cellular component: cytosolic large ribosomal subunit; ribosome. Lineage: Eukaryota; Metazoa; Chordata; Mammalia; Rodentia; Cricetidae. Gene Ontology annotation, biological process: translation. The transcript has a single exon. Gene Ontology annotation, molecular function: RNA binding; structural constituent of ribosome.
UGGACCUGGCCGAGCAGGAGGCGCCAUCAUGGGUGUUGACAUUCGCCACAACAAGGACCGAAAGGUUCGGCGCAAGGAGCCCAAGAGCCAGGACAUCUACCUGCGGCUGCUGGUCAAGCUGUACAGGUUUCUGACCAGACGAACCAACUCGACCUUCAAUCAGGUUGUGCUGAAAAGGUUGUUUAUGAGUCGCACUAACUGGCCACCUCUGUCCCUGUCUCGGAUGAUCCGAAAAAUGAAGCUUCCUGGCCGAGAGAACAAGACAGCUGUGGUUGUGGGGACAGUCACAGAUGACGUGCAGAUUCUCGAAGUACCUAAACUGAAGGUGUGUGCACUGCAGGUGAGCAGCCAGGCCCGAAGUCACAUCCUCAAGGCUGGGGGUAAGAUCCUCACCUUUGACCAGCUGGCCCUGGAGUCUCCCAAGGGCCAUGGCACUGUGCUCCUGUCUGGUCCUCAGAAAGGCCAAGAGGUAUACUGUCGUUUUGUCAAGGCCACAGCUAUACCAAACCCCAUGUCUGCUCCAAGGGAAUGUGCUAGAGGCAGAAGGGCUAGCAGUGGCUACAAAAACUAA